AUGAAUAAACAGAAUCCAUCAAUCGAUUAUGAAGAUUUGGAAUCAGAAUUUGACUAUGCAAAUGAUGCUGGAAGCAGUGUUGAUAGAAGAAAAAGUUAUCGAAUACAGGAUGAUCAAUUAUGGAAGAAACCACGAUUUGGAGAAGUUGCAUUGCCAGAUCGAAAGAAAGCAAAAGGCAUAUUUGAUCAAGAACAGUCCUGUUUUGAGAGACGAAAACAACGUCUAAUGACUCUAGACGUGUACACGCGACAUAAAGAACUUAUAAAUCAGUAUUACCUCUGUUAUCCAGGUGCAACAGCAAAAUUACAGCGAGAUACAUCCAGAGAUCGCACCGAUUAUGAUGUCCUUAAAGACAAUCACAGAUUUCUCUGGGAUGAUGAUGAGUUAAUGAAAGCAGCGGAGAAGUCGUGGGAAGCCCGUUUAGCCAAACGGUAUUAUGACAAACUUUUCAAAGAAUACUGUAUUGCUGAUCUUUCGCAAUACAAAAAGAAUAGAAUAGCUAUGAGAUGGCGAACUGAAAGAGAAGUCAGAUCAGGGAAGGGUCAAUUUGAAUGUGGCAAUAAAAGGUCACAUGCUAGCAGUCAGAAAAGCGAAGAAACUGCGGAGCAAACAAACACUUCAGACGUCCAGCAGCCAGCAGUUUCUGAAGAAACGUCUGAAGAAGUAGAACAGAAUAUUGACGAAAAACUGGAAAAGGAUAAUUUAAUGGAAAUCUGGAGGAAAUCACCGGAAGACACUGAUCCAGAAAAAAUUGCUGAACAAGAACUUGAUGAUUUCUUAGAUGACUUGUUAUUGUAA
Molecule: messenger RNA, 798 nt
Organism: Brugia pahangi
Lineage: Eukaryota; Metazoa; Nematoda; Chromadorea; Rhabditida; Onchocercidae
Source: the annotation of a GenBank genome assembly